CGCCCUAUCCAGUCUUGGGCAAGGUUCAACUUGCUGGACGCAUUGAGCUCCAAGCUGGUGCAGGAACGCAGCACAUUUUAUCAUGCAAUGAAUCUGUUUUUUGGAAAGAUUGCAGGACUGUGACGCGUUAGCUUUUUUGCGUUUUGCUCUUUCUUUGCAAUGUCGACGCUGGGCACGAGCUAUUAUGUUGACUCGCGUGUUCUUCCCGAGCACGAAGAUAUGGCACCGAGGUACUCAUCAGCUGCAGGGGUGGAGCAGACGGUGCUCACCGAAUAUGGCGGACAGGAGUCUUGUCCUUUGCAGGCGAAAUCUUCUAUUUUCGGUGGAUCUUGGAGUCCCAUCCCGGCCCACCCUCCAAACACAGCCGCCCCGACCUACAUACAUCACCACUACACGAACGGGGACAGCGAUGGCAUGUUUACGCGCUCCUGGGCGAUGGACCCGGUCUCCGCGUCCCUGUGUUUGACGGGAUUACCGUCGGCGGCCAUGCACUAUGAGAUAAAACCCGAGCCUCUGAUUGGGAGCGCUGAAUGUACAACUUUGGAGACGCACACACCUCUUUUGUCUGACAUUGAAAACGGAGCGUCCCUUGCGGAGAUUCCCUGCGAGACCACAUCCACGUCUAAGCCCUGUGACGACAGCCCGUCAGCAGAUGGGAAGAGGGAGCGAGAUGCAAAUAACCCGUCAGCCAACUGGCUUCACGCGAAGCCCACCAGAAAAAAGCGCUGUCCGUACACAAAGCACCAAAUCCUCGAACUGGAAAAGGAGUUUCUGUUUAACAUGUACCUCCCUCGGGACCGUAGGUACGAGAUAGCCAGACUGCUGAAUUUGACCGAGAGGCAAGUGAAAAUCUGGUUUCAGAACCGCAGGAUGAAGAUGAAGAAGGACAACAAGGACCGACGGAGGGACAUUUAACCCGGUUCUGAACUGAUGGAGGAUUACAGAGUCCGAGACAGAAAGAGGGGAAGGAGAGGGGGGAGGGUGGGGGUCGUCUGUCCUUAGUAUUCCUGAGCUGUUACACAUGUGGUUGUAAAGUUUUGUGUUGUUGCUUCUUUUCCCUUCUCUCUCUCCAGUGAUCCAGUGUUUUCAUGUGUGUGAGGGGACACAGUGUCUCGUAUUGACUUUAGAUGUUGUAAUUUGCGCAGACAUAUACACACACACACACACACACACACACACACACACACACACACACACACACACACACACACACACACACACACAUACACACAUAUAGUAUAAAGUAUAGUAGGCCUAUUUGUUAUCUGCAUGGAAUUAUCCUCGACUUUGACCUGAAUGUCUUCUACGCUACCUAUGUUCAUUGUUUAAGUUAUUUUAUUAUGUUUUUGCCACUUUAGAUGUUUUUUUUAAAAACCAUUUGUGAAAACACUGUGCACACUUAAAAAAUACCUCGUCGUUCUUAGUUUCAUCCAAAAAAUAAAGAGUAGUUUGUAUA
Messenger RNA from Hippoglossus stenolepis (Pacific halibut), 1456 nucleotides. RefSeq names its product homeobox A9b (gene hoxa9b). Gene Ontology annotation, cellular component: nucleus. Lineage: Eukaryota; Metazoa; Chordata; Actinopteri; Pleuronectiformes; Pleuronectidae. The record is from RefSeq and is a predicted model, not a curated record. Gene Ontology annotation, biological process: proximal/distal pattern formation; DNA-templated transcription; anterior/posterior pattern specification. Bases 160 to 915 code for a protein of 251 amino acids. Gene Ontology annotation, molecular function: DNA-binding transcription factor activity, RNA polymerase II-specific; RNA polymerase II cis-regulatory region sequence-specific DNA binding. The transcript has 2 exons.